This is a messenger RNA of Ostertagia ostertagi, 498 nucleotides long. The record is from the annotation of a GenBank genome assembly. Lineage: Eukaryota; Metazoa; Nematoda; Chromadorea; Rhabditida; Trichostrongylidae.
AUGGAAAAGAAAACGUCACCGUCCGUUGGUUACUCUCGCAUAGAGCUGGUCUGGCUUACACUGAUGAAGAAAAUCGCAUUCGAAAUAGCCAACGACUGGAAAGCGAUCGCGAAGGUGUCCCUAACUGGCCGCCCUGGAACCGAAAUUGGUUACCAUGCAAUAACUUACGGAUGGCUUGUUGAUCAAAUCGUUCGCAGAACAGAUCCCAAGCACCGAUCUAUUGGCGUUUAUUUCAAGGAGGAAAUUGCAGACAAAUACAACCUGGACUUCCAUAUCGGUUUACCUCGCUGUGAAUCUUCACGUGUUUCUCGACUGACUCCCCCGUCGUCGUGGAAUUUCAUUCAGGAAUAUCUUCACAAACCCAGUGAUUUCGCUGUUGGGAGAUUCGUUUACCAAAUGCUAACUGAUGGUCUUCUUUCAAAAGUUGGUCACAACGUACCAUGGAUCGCGUUUGUUAAGGACCUGACCCUGAAUGAUCCUGAUCUGUACGGAGAUUGA